AAAUUACAUAGAGUCAGAGAGGAAGAGAGAGAGAGAGCGAAUCAGAGAAACCAGGCUGGGGAAAGUUCUUAACUUCUACUGAACUUUUAAAAAGUUUGUAACAAAUGAUAUGACUUCGCGACUGACGGGAAGCGAGGAGCGACUGGUUCACCAGGGAAAGGGUGACACGGAGGAGCAGAAUGGGAGCCUUCAGAAGGAACUGUCGGAGUCGCCGAGUUCUGCAGGUGUGCGAAUCGAGGAUAUGGAACUCCGGGAAGAGUGGCAGGAUGAAGAGUUUCCAAAACCUCUUCCAGAAGAUACUGAUGCCGUGACAGAGGAUGAACUGAAUGCCAAUACAGAUGUUGACAGACCAGUGCCACCUAACACACUACAAUUAUGCGGGAAUAAGCACAAGAAACGUCUCCUUGCGCCAGCAAUCAGUUUGACCCUAGAAGGUAAUGGGGAAACAACGCACUCCGAGGACAGGACUCCGGAUGAACUGGAAGGGGAUUCGUCUGAUUUAAAUUUAGAAGACUUAGAUACUCCUUCAGAUAGUGAAUCUUUUGAGUUGCCGGAGAAUGGUAAUGAAUUUGAGUGGGAAGAUGAUCUGCCGCGGGUGUAUCGUUCGUUAUCAGAUACGGAAAGUUUCCAGGGACACGUAACAGAUGAAGAGACGGAAGACGGCAAACUGUGGAGGGUCUUCCACAUCGGGGAGCAGGAAUAUCGGGUGGACAUGGCUGUUGUGGAUCCAUACAAGGCAGUUAUUUCUCACGGAGGUUGCUUUGGUGAGAAUUUAACUGCAAUCAUUGUGUUUUCCUCCUGCUAUUUGCCUGAGAGCAGUCAACCUGACUACGAGAAUGUGAUGGAAAAUCUGUUUAGGUAUGUUAUUGGAACCCUGGAACUGUUGGUGGCUGAAAAUUAUAUUAUUUUGUAUUUAAAUGGUGCCACAACCCGCAACAGGGUGCCAUCAAUCAGUUGGCUGAAGCAGUGUUACCAGACCAUUGACCGGAGGUUAAGGAAAAACUUGAAAUCUCUCAUUGUGGUCCAUCCGUCGUGGUUCAUUAAGGUGAUAUUAGCAAUUACCCGGCCUUUUAUAAGUUCAAAAUUCAGUAGGAAAGUCCGGUUUGUAAAUAGUCUUCAGGAGCUUUCACAAAUAAUUCCCAUGCAACAUGUACAUAUUCCACAAUGCGUUAAAGAGCUGGAUGAAGAGUUAAAUGGAAAUUCAGAAUCAUCGUAGAAGUCUAUUAUUUGUGUGUGUGUGUUUGUGUGUGCAUGGAAUUCUACUGGAUUGCUUUCUAUCUAAUGUGGACGAGACAUUUUCUGAAUGGUGAAUGCAAGUAAACCGGGGUGAGCAUAAUGUCAAAGAGAAGAGAGAUUUUCAGGACCAGUGUUGCAGAGUCUGUUCCGAUUCGAAGCAAAUUUUCAUCCACCGUUAUCGUAACAACAGCAUACAGUGUUUUCUUUUAAAAAAAAAAAAUUGUGCAUCAACAUUUUGACAGCUUAAUGACUCAAUGAUACGGGAUCAGAGGUCAUGGCGUCAAAUCCCAGUGCCUGCUGGGACUUAGUUGCUCCGUCAUGGUUGUCAUGCGUCGAAGGAGACAAAAUUUAAAACUGGCCUAGGUUUCUACUUCUGAUCACCACCUCGGACAUUCCUGCUCAGAGAAGUGUUCAUUUGUAGUAGGUGGGGACGGAAUUAAACUCUUGCCAUGAUGCCCGUCUUGAUGAAUCUCAGUGCAAAGUGGGUCGUAAAGAAUGGCAACACGGCUCAAGAGAGUUGGCAGUGCCAAUGGGAGUGUAUAGAGCAGGAAAUCAAGAGAGUUUCACACUUUCAUGUUUUAUGACCAAACUUUGGUGGCCUCUUUCCAACACAAGAUUUCCCAUUGUGGACUGAGCAAGCAUUAGAAGCAUUGUAGUAGCCGGGGGAGGAGGGAAGUGGGGGAGAACGGGAAACGAGGUGGCGCUGACAACUUGUGACAUUCACUGAACAUUAUCAAUUGCCAAGGAUCUAUUUACAAACAGUCAAUUUGUGGGGAUGUGCUUCGGGGUUAAGGUAGUGGGGAUGCUGUGAUAGGAGUAACGUGAAGUGUUCUUUGCUAUGCUCACUUGCAUAGACUGAACGCCCUUCCUGUGUCUAUCUCAUGGUCUUGCAAAUGGUUUAUUUUGACAGGCAGGGCAAGGAGAGACAAUCUAAUUUUGGACUAAAACCAGAAGAUUACAUAUUCAAGAAUUGUGAUCUGUUAACUCUGGCGACAUUUUGCUGUAACUUAUAUUGGAGGAGGGAGAGGGUUUACAUUAAGUCUGUUCGCAAGUCAAGGGACAGGUUUCACGCAGUGUGAGAUUCUUUUUAUUAAAAAAGAAAAGUUAAAUCAA
This is a messenger RNA of Carcharodon carcharias (great white shark), 2349 nucleotides long. It is a transcript of the gene bnipl, whose product is annotated as BCL2 interacting protein like. Gene Ontology annotation, cellular component: cytoplasm. The coding region runs from base 110 to 1216 and encodes 368 amino acids. The transcript has 10 exons. Gene Ontology annotation, biological process: apoptotic process. Lineage: Eukaryota; Metazoa; Chordata; Chondrichthyes; Lamniformes; Lamnidae. The record is from RefSeq and is a predicted model, not a curated record.